Athalia rosae (coleseed sawfly) is the source of this 2801-nucleotide messenger RNA. RefSeq names its product pre-mRNA-splicing factor syf1 homolog (gene fand). Gene Ontology annotation, biological process: generation of catalytic spliceosome for first transesterification step; mRNA splicing, via spliceosome. Gene Ontology annotation, cellular component: Prp19 complex; U2-type catalytic step 2 spliceosome; post-mRNA release spliceosomal complex. Bases 101 to 2689 code for a protein of 862 amino acids. The transcript is spliced from 14 exons. The record is from RefSeq and is a predicted model, not a curated record. Gene Ontology annotation, molecular function: protein binding. Lineage: Eukaryota; Metazoa; Arthropoda; Insecta; Hymenoptera; Athaliidae.
CAGGCGCUCUGUUAUGUGCAUUCUUGGUUAUGUCUACAUUGCAUCUCUUCUAACAAACUGGAAUACUGCUUUAAGUAAUCCGAGAUUCAUUUGAGGAAAGAUGCUUCAGCGGGAAGAUUCUGAGGGAAAUCCCUAUGUGUUUAACGAAGAAGAUUUACCUUAUGAGGAGGAAAUCUUGCGCAACCCUUACUCUGUGAAACAUUGGCAGCGAUAUAUUGAUCAUUUGAAAAGCACUAAGAGCGCAAAUCUAAAUAUCGUUUAUGAAAGAGCGCUGAAGGAACUACCGGGGAGCUACAAACUUUGGUACAAUUACCUCCGACAGCGUGUGAGUCAGCUGAAAGGACGUUGCAUAACUGAUCCUCUCUACGAGGAUGUCAACAAUGCAUUUGAACGUGCCCUUGUCUUCAUGCAUAAAAUGCCUCGAAUAUGGAUGGAUUAUUGCACGCUCAUGACGGAUCAAUUGUUCAUUACUCGAACUCGUCAGGUCUUCGAUCGUUCGCUUAGAGCCCUUCCCAUAACUCAGCACCAUCGUAUCUGGCCUCUUUAUAUAGGCUUCCUUAAGAAACACAACGUUUAUGAGACGGCCGUUCGAGUCUUCAGAAGAUACUUGAAGUUAGCUCCUGAGGAUGCCGAGGAGUACAUAGAAUACUUAAUAUCUACUGGAAGGUUAGACGAGGCUGCAGUAAAACUUGCUCAAAUUGUAAACCAAGACGACUUUGUUUCGAAACAUGGAAAAUCCAACCAUCAGCUGUGGAAUGAACUUUGCGAUCUCAUAUCGAAAAAUCCUUCAAAAAUAAAGUCAUUGAAUGUCGAUGCUAUCAUUAGGGGUGGUUUGAGACGUUACACGGAUCAGUUGGGUCCACUCUGGAAUUCUUUGGCUGACUAUUACGUUCGUAGUGGUCUGUUCGAAAGGGCCAGAGAUAUCUACGAAGAAGCUAUUCAGACUGUGUCCACCGUCAGAGAUUUCACUCAAGUGUUCGAUGCCUAUGCGCAAUUUGAAGAGCUCAGCCUCAGCAAACGGAUGGAAGAUGCUGCGAAGAAUCCUAAUCCAACGGAAGAAGAUGAUAUUGAAUUGGAACUUAGAUUGGCCAGGUUUGAACACCUGAUGGAGCGGAGAUUGCUGCUACUAAACAGUGUCCUGCUCAGGCAAAAUCCGCACAAUGUUCAAGAGUGGCACAAAAGAGUUAUGCUGUACGAGGGUCAGCCCCACGAGAUAAUCAAUACGUACACCGAAGCAGUUCAAACAGUUCUGCCCCAGCAGGCUGUGGGAAAGCUACACACUUUGUGGGUGGCAUUUGCGAAAUUCUAUGAGGAAAAUGGUCAGAUUGCCGAUGCCAGAGUGGUAUUUGAAAAAGCGACACACGUUCCAUACACAAAAGUUGACGAUCUUGCCUCGGUUUGGUGCGAAUGGGCGGAAAUGGAGAUCAGACACGACAAUUGCAAAGAGGCUUUAAAACUGAUGCAUCGUGCAACGGCUAUGCCGUCGCGGAAAGUUGCGUAUCACGAUGAGACUGAAACUGUUCAGAUGAGAUUAUACAAGUCGCUCAAAGUCUGGUCGAUGUACGCUGAUCUUGAAGAGAGCUUUGGUACUUUUAAGACGUGCAAGGCAGUUUACGAUAAAAUAAUUGAUCUGAAGAUUGCAACGCCACAGAUCAUUAUCAAUUAUGGGCUAUUUCUCGAGGAGAACAAUUAUUUUGAAGAGGCCUUUCGGGCAUAUGAAAAAGGCAUCGCUCUAUUCAAGUGGCCAAACGUUUACGAUAUAUGGAAUACCUACUUGACUAAAUUCCUAAAUAGAUAUGGAGGUACCAAGCUUGAGAGGACUCGAGAUCUUUUCGAACAAUGUUUGGAACAUUGUCCGCCAAGAUAUGCGAAAGCCUUGUAUUUACUCUAUGCCAAGUUAGAAGAAGAGCACGGUUUGGCUAGGCAUGCGAUGUCAGUUUAUGAGCGAGCAACGAAUGCAGUUUUACCCGAGGAAAAAUUCGAGAUGUUCAAUAUCUACAUCAAGAAGGCUGCCGAUAUAUACGGAGUGCCCAAAACUCGUCAAAUUUAUGAAAAAGCGAUCGAAGUACUCAGUGAAGAAAACACUAGGGAAAUGUGCCUAAGAUUUGCCGAAAUGGAAACCAAGCUUGGCGAAGUCGAUCGGGCUAGAGCGAUUUACGCUCACUGUAGUCAAAUUUGCGAUCCAAGGGUAACUUCUAAUUUUUGGCAAGUGUGGAAAGAGUUUGAGGUUCGCCAUGGUAAUGAAGAUACAAUGAGGGAAAUGCUGAGAAUCAAGCGUAGCGUCCAAGCAAUGUAUAACACUCAAGUGAAUAUGAUGUCAGCGCAAAUGCUAAAUAGUGCGGCAAAUCUUGCUAGCGAUGAGCCUGUCGCUAGUUUGAAUGAUGCCAUGAAAAGUCUUGACAAUAAAACAUCUUCUACAAGCGCUGAUAUCACAGCGCAGUCUGGAUUCAAAGACAACAUUAAUUUUGUCAGAGGAGUUACGGAAGGAAACGGUAGAGCAGAACCUCAAGUGAAUAACCCUGAUGAAAUAGACAUUGACAUGGACGAUGAUAGCGAAGAUGAGAAAGAAGUUGAAGAAGAUGUACCUGUUGAAAAACAAGCUAUUCCAUCAAAAGUAUUUGGAAGUCUGAAGAACGCUAGAGUAGAGGAAGAUGAAGACGAGGGUCAAGAGAAAAAUGCUGACAACUGAAGACUUCAUUCCUAAUCUAAUCGCAUCUACAUACUCUGAUUAUAUUUGGCCUUCGACCGAAGCAAUGAUCACUUGACUUUCGACAUAAAUAUAGAAUUUCUUACAAGCAAAA